AUGUUGACGCAUUAUCUGCGACGGCGCGUUUCAGUCAUUACGACCGAUGGUCGCUACCUUGUUGGCGUGCUGCAUGCCGCCGAUCAGCUGCUCAAUGUUGUUCUCACAUCCUGCGUGGAGCGCGUAUUUGACGAGGCGAGGGAAAACGCGGGUGGCUCACAGGAGCAACAAGAAAACCAACCCAUGAGUAGCAACGAUAACAGCGGUGGGGGCAUGAUGCAGGAGUUGCCUAUGGGCGUGAUGAUGAUUCGUGGGAGUGAUGUGGUCUGUGUGGCGGCUGUCGACACGGUGGAGGAGGCAAAGUUGAGCAUUAAAUCAUGGCGUGGACGUAACCUUCCAGCUGUGGAACGUGUGCCACGUGCAGCAGCAGCAGCGGUGUCAUGA
Molecule: messenger RNA, 384 nt
Organism: Trypanosoma cruzi
Lineage: Eukaryota; Euglenozoa; Kinetoplastea; Trypanosomatida; Trypanosomatidae
Product: U6 snRNA-associated Sm-like protein LSm8p
Exons: 1
Coding region: 1-384 (127 amino acids)
Biological process (GO): mRNA splicing, via spliceosome
Cellular component (GO): precatalytic spliceosome; U4/U6 x U5 tri-snRNP complex; U6 snRNP
Molecular function (GO): RNA binding
Source: RefSeq, a predicted model, not a curated record